Messenger RNA from Pyricularia pennisetigena, 1734 nucleotides. RefSeq lists its product as uncharacterized. The transcript is spliced from 2 exons. The record is from RefSeq and is a predicted model, not a curated record. The annotation marks the transcript as partial. Lineage: Eukaryota; Fungi; Ascomycota; Sordariomycetes; Magnaporthales; Pyriculariaceae.
AUUGUACGCAUUACCAACCCGGAGCGGAAAAGUGCCGUCGCCUCCACGAGCGACAGUCAGAGUCAUGACUACAUCCUUGCUGACGCCACUGCAACAACCAAGCUCCAAGCUCGUACCAAGUCGCACACCUCACCCCUCGGACUCCGACCAAGACCUCACUUGAUUCAUGUCCCAAGACCGGUGAUGCAACAUCGAAAUAUCGACGACAUUGUGCGCUAUGUCAGCCUCAACCUGGAGGCAGAUUGGGAACGCCGCCACUCUACGGUGCUGCGGGUGGCUCGCAAAUCCGGGGGUGUGUUCCUCUGGGCCGAGCUUGUCGUCGGUAUACUCAACGCGGCAAUCUGGGAGGGGGCCACGCAAGCCCUGGUCGACGACAUGAUUCUCGAGAUGCCCGGCUACCUGGAUGGACUGUACGAAUGGUUGCUCUCGACGCUGACGGCAGAGGAAAAGGUCGAGACGUUGGCGCUCUUCCAGUGGGCCAUAUUGGCAUCGGAGCCGAUGCGGCUGGACGAUCUGGUGGCUGCAGUUCGCGUCACGCCGUCGUGGGCAAUCGACGAGAUGCGGCCAGAGCAUGCGCUGGCCGUCGACCCUCCCAUGUCGUUUCGCAGGCUAGGCGACCUGGGAGCGAUCGGUCUCCGGGAUUGCAGAGGCUGGCUCAACGUAGCGUCGCUCGGGCUGCUCGAAGUCCGACCCGAGCCGAGCGACGCAGCAAGCGGCGAGUUGGUGGGAUCGCAGCGGGUUCACGUCAUCGACGAGUCGGUACGCAAGUUCUUCUUGUCCGGUCGUGGGUUUGCCGCACUGGACAAGGACAACGAGACCACCUUCUACUCGGACUCUUGGUCGGAGCAAGACCUGGGAGACGUGUCGCAUUACGCCCUGUUCAAGGCAUGCAUCAAGUUCCUCGACAUGACGGAUUUCGAUCUUCUCGGCCGCGAACUGACCCGGGCCAGCAGGCGAGCGGACAUUGCAUACUGGCGGGCGAAACAGCACGAGGAGCGGCGGCUGAUCAUGUCCAGCUAUCCGUUUUUACAGUACGCAGUGGACAAUCUGCUGUACCACAUGCUCUCGCCGCGCCGUUUUCGCUAUCACCUGCCACAAAAGGAAAUCUUGAACCUCUUUGCAGCGAACAACUGUCGGCUUUGGAGGAGAUGGACAUUCCUGAUCGGCGUGAGGAUAAACGAGCCAGAAGCGGCGCUGGCUGUCAGUGCCGAGGGGCCGGCCGGCCCGCUGUUGGAUCCGGUGUACGGGGCUCGCUUUCGCCUGGAAAGGGUGUUCAGACGGGUGAGCAAGAUGGCGGAAAUGGGACAUCGGGUGAGCUUCAAGAUACAAGACGAGGGCGAGAGGACGGACGACUUGGAGCAGGGCAACCUGAGGCCAGGCAGCCAGAACCAAGACGGCGGCAUGCAACCGUAUGCGGCAGCCCACCUGCCUCGAGCGUUUCCUGAGCCCAUGCCUCGAAAACUCAAAAGCUGCCUCAAGGUCGACAUUCGGCCGAAGCCGCCGGCGGUUACCGUGGCGACGCCGACAUCCACUGGGAGCUCGAGGCAUGAUCGGAUCGUUUCAUACACGUCCACCGAUGUGCCGUCAAUCUUUUCUCCUGUCGACAUGGGGUCGCCAGGGUCGGUGCACAGCCUGAUGAGUCCCCUGUCGGUGCUCGAGGCCAGUUUUGAAGCAGCCGCCAAGGGGAGGGAUAUUUACGACAGUGGUGCACAACUACCUCGGAACCAGUUCUGA